GCGGCGCACGGUUGUUGACAGUUGAUGCACUUUACCGUUCGUUCGUCCUCGCGAGUGCGCGAUCGAAAAAUUGAAUUUUAUCGGAAUAUUUCGGAACGUUUACGCGACAAAUGUGUUUGAUCAGUGGUGCAACGAAAAUGGGUCGUGAUUAUUGAAUAAAAGCAAGAAUAAAAACUUAAGCGUCGCGAGUGAACACCGCCGUAAACAUGUCGCGCUUUUACACACCAAAGUCAACGCCAAACCGGUUCGAAACACCGAUCGGUUCGCCGGCGCGACCAACUCCGACCCCGCGGUCCCACGUUCCGAAAGCGACUGCGAGCACUUCCGGCCUGGGGGGAACGCGCUACCAGAUGAACGCAUCGAGCAGUGAGAGUUUGAGUUCCGCCUCUUCGUCUAACUUUAUGACGCCGAAGAAUCCGGCCGCGCUGUUUGCCGCGACCAAGUCCAAGUCCUCGACGGCGCUGAACAGCGCUCGGACGCCGUCCUCGUUGUUUAGGGGGACGCCGACGGGGGGAGUUCCUGGUGGUUCGUGUUAUGGGACGCCGAGAUGGAACGGGGUUUCGAAGAUGAGGGCGCCGGCGGCGGUGGCGGAACGAACCCCGGAAUGCUACUCGAAGGUGUCGCUGGAGAGUCCGCUGGUGGGGAGGAAGUCGAGGAAGUUGGAUGAUUCCAUUAGGAAGGAUGGUUAUGGCGGAGAGAUUAGUAACUUGAAGGUUGCGGUAAGGAUUAGACCGCUGUCGGCGAAGGAAUGCGUGGAAUCGGUGGCGAAUGUGGUGAAGGUGAAAGAAAACGAGGUGAUUGUCAAUGCGGGGAACACGGCGGACAAUACAGCCGGGGUGGAGCACUGCUUUCAGUACGACCAUGCAUUUUGGUCGUGCAACGCGGAACAUCCGUCCUAUGUGGACCAACCGACGGUUUAUCGCGGGUUGAUGAAGCCGCUGCUGGACAAAGCGUUCGAGGGUUACAACGCGUGUCUGUUCGCGUACGGCCAGACCGGAUCCGGCAAGAGUUACAGCAUGAUGGGCAUGGAUUCGGACGAUUUGACAAUCAACCAGGAGGCCGGUAUAAUCCCGCGGUUCUGCCAGGAACUGUUCCACAGAAUCGAUUCCAUCAAGGACAAAAUCCAGGCGGAAGUCGAAGUGAGUUAUUUCGAAAUCUACAACGAAAAGAUCCACGACCUGCUGGCGGUUUCCGCCACGGACGGCGUCUUCGCCGUAACCUCCGCCAACGCCGGCAAGAAACCUCCCCUCAAAGUCCGCGAGCAUCCCGUUUGGGGCCCGUACGUGGUCGAUCUCAGCACGCACCCCGUCGAUUCGCACUCGGCGCUCCGCAACUGGCUCGCCGUCGGCAACAGCCAACGCGCCACGGCCGCCACCGGAAUGAACGACAAAAGUUCCCGCUCGCACUCGAUCUUCUCCGUCGUGCUAAACCUCUCGGAAGCCGUCUCGUCCGAGGACAGCGAGGGCAAACCGAUCCAUCAAACUAAGCGCGCCAAAAUCAGCCUCGUCGAUUUGGCCGGGUCGGAGCGGAUUUCGCACACGUGCGCCAGCGGCGAUCGCCUCAAGGAGGGCGUCAGCAUCAACAAGAGUCUGCUCACGCUCGGGAAGGUCAUCUCGUCGCUGGCCGAAUCGAAGCGCAACACUGCCGCGUACAUUCCCUACCGCGACUCGGUCCUGACCUGGCUGUUGAGGGAAAACCUUGGUGGCAAUUCGCGCACGGUCAUGCUGGCCACGAUCUCGCCGGCGGCAACCCAUCUGGAGGAAACGCUAGCCACGCUGCGGUACGCGUGCCAGGCCCGAACCAUCGUGAACCGGGUCAAGGUCAACGAAGACCCACACGAUCGGAUCAUCCGCGAGUUGCGGGCCGAGGUCGAACGGCUUCAGGUUCUGCGGCAGGACUACGAACGGCAGGAGCGCCACUCGGCGAACGCCGCUGCCCAGUACCAGCCGCGGAAGAUCAUCAUUGAGACGUCGGUGGACGAGAGCGAAGUUGAGGCGCUGAAGCAGCAGCUGGCGGAAACCGAGCAGGAACUUGCCAAGGCGCAAAAGUCGUGGCGGGAGAGACUACAGGAAGCGGAAGAUGUCCGGCGGACGGAGAUGAAGCUGCUCAAGAGGAAGGGACUGGCGCUGGAGUUGAGUGCGGAGCAGAAGGAACCGUGUUUGGUGAAUCUGGCCGCGGAUCCGAUGCUUUCGGGGACGUUGCUGUACAUAAUCCCGACCGGGACGGUCAACAUCGGACGACCUUCGUCGUUUGGCAAGCCGGACAUUGUGCUGGAGGGACCGCUGGUGUCGCACAAUCAUUGCUCCAUCGAGAAUCGCAUCGGCAAGCUGUACCUGACGCCGCUGGACGCCGAGCAGUACGAGACGUUCAUCAACGGGCAGAUCGUGCGCGAGCGGCGUCAGCUGUUUCACAAUGAUCGGCUCGUGAUCGGCGGGUCGCACUACUUCCGCGUGUCGAACCCGCAGUGUCCGACUCGGAGCAAGCAAAUCAUGGUCGACUUCCAGACGGCGCACCAGGAAAUCUUGCGCGAACAGGAACACCGCCUCCGGCGCGAGCUGGACGCCGAAAAGCGUGCCGCCAUCUCGCAGAUCGAAGCCGAGCGGCUCGCGUACGAACGCCAGUACGAGGAACGGCUCGCGACGCUGGAGCUGGAAAAGUUCAAGUACAAGUGCCACAAGGAACUGCUCGAGACGGAAAAGGAAGCGAUGCUACGGGAACAGGAAAAGCGCCACCAGCAGCAGCAGAACAGCUCGGAUGGCGAGGCGGACAGUUCGUUCGAGUUUACGCCGUUUAAGUCCAACUUGAUCGAGGAGAUUCAGAAGAUGAUGGAGCGACCGAGCGACGAGAGUUUGCACCAGAUUCAGCUUGGGGUGAAGGAGGCGACUCAGCGCUGCCGGGAGUUGGGACUGCGGAUCGAGUUUGGGCAGUCGCAGGUCGCGGACGAGGAGGGGAUUUUGAGGGCGGUUGUAAAUAUCUACGAUAAGACGAAUGGACGGGUUGCGGAGUGGAAUCCGGCUCGGCUGGAGUACUGGCUGAGUGUGGUGAGAGAUCGGGAAGACCUGAACGCGGGGAACGUGUUUGAAAACUUUGACAUUGACUGGCGAGAAGACAGCGGAGCGAUCAGGAAAUCCCGCAACUCCGGGAGAAUCUCCCUCAACGUAGAAUCGGUUAAGGACGUCAUCUGGGGACGGAACAGUCCAACGAAGAAAUCCCCCAACAAGGCGAAAAAGUCGGAAGGUUUGCUCAAAUCCAUGAUCCGAAUGGCGACCUCCUCAAGCUAUAGCAUGCGCAAAGAACAGCAACCCCUCGAAGAUGAAGCAAUAGGCUGCCAACAGCUGCCACCGUCAAACGACGAAAACGUGCCGGACAACCUCCAGUCGGAAUCCCCCUCCAAACUGUCCCGCUUCGAGCUGAAAGUCGCCACCAAGCUGAAGGACAUCCAAAUCGCAACGAUGAAGCUGAAAAGGUACUGCGAAAAGCACCAGGGAGUCUGCAAGCAGGAACCGAACGCCAGCGUGGUCGAUCUGGACAACAGCCUGCGGCCGGAGCAGGGCAUGGCGCGGGAUUUCCUGCAGUCGAUCGCCGACAUCGAGAACGCCAUCCAGGACAUGAGGUUUGUGCUGAUGGAGCAGGACGCGAGGCAUGGCAGUAACGGCGAGCAGAGCAAGUCGUCCAAGUCGGUAAGAUUUGUGCUGGAUUAGGGAAGAGGAUGGAGAGUUUUAAGGUGUUUUAGAGUUAGUUUUUUUUUCUCGCAACUUUGUGCGAUUUUACUUGCCUUAUUUUUUGUCGCU
Messenger RNA from Culex quinquefasciatus (southern house mosquito), 3791 nucleotides. RefSeq names its product kinesin-like protein KIF14 (gene neb). Lineage: Eukaryota; Metazoa; Arthropoda; Insecta; Diptera; Culicidae. Gene Ontology annotation, molecular function: microtubule binding; ATP binding; microtubule motor activity. Gene Ontology annotation, biological process: microtubule-based movement; mitotic spindle organization. The transcript has 4 exons. The coding region runs from base 207 to 3701 and encodes 1164 amino acids. The record is from RefSeq and is a predicted model, not a curated record.